Messenger RNA from Podarcis lilfordi (Lilford's wall lizard), 18874 nucleotides. NCBI's taxonomy places the organism in Eukaryota, Metazoa, Chordata, Lepidosauria, Squamata, Lacertidae. The record is from the annotation of a GenBank genome assembly.
GGCGCAAGGCAGAAGUCACGUGCUCGGCGGCCGUGUGUUUCCUGGCUGGUGGGGGAGGGGUUUGGACAAGAUGGCCGGAUCCACAGGUCUGUGUUGAGAGGAAGGCGGGGGGCGCCUUGGAAGGGCUGGCGGGGGGCUUUCGCCGGGGAGGGGGGGGUUCUCUCCCUAGAGACCCCGGUGGCGGGUCCCCGGCGCGGCUCAUUCCGUGGAGAGCGGUCGGCGCCAGCGCAGCCGGGCCAAGGUUCCGGCGCCGGCGGGAGAGGAGGGCGGGGAGGCCGCGGGGGUUGGCGCUGGGGCCGGAGUCUUCCUCUUGGUGCUGCAAGGGAUGCGGGGAGGAGACGCCUGCGGGGCUGGCAGAGGCAGGCGGUGCAGCCGGGAGGUGGGGAGGCCGAGGCAGCUUUCCGCUCCUGGGGUCGGUUUUUGUUCAGGGGAAGGUGGAAUUCGGGGUCUUCGGACCUCCUUCUCACGCUCGGGUUGGGUUUGGGUGAGAGGAAAUGUGGCGUUUCUUGAGUCUCUCUUCCGCCCUCCCCCCGCAACGUAAUACUGAUAAAUAUUCCCCUUCUCUUCGAAAACGAAGCCGACCCCAGUGGCAUUUAGGUGGCUUUUAAUAUCGCCGAUUCCGAAGUGCAGGCGUUGCUGGUUGCUGAGGGUAAGACAGAUACGUUCAACAAAAAACACGCAAAGUGUGUAUGGGGGCGUGUAAUUAAGUUCUGUCUUGGUCUUUUUGCUGAUGAGGUCCGUUGUUAAUCUUGCGUAUGAAUUUUGGUUACUGGCACGCUUCCCUCCUUUCCCGGUUGUGAUCUUGUCGAAGUAUUUCCAGCAAAACUCCAGAAGGAAAUUAGCGAUGAGCUUUGAGGCUUUGUAUUGAAUUUACUUUCUGUUUAUUUAAUCGUAUUGCUGAGGCAGUAGGCUAAGGGAAACCAAAACCUUUAAUACUUGGACCUUACAGUUCCCGUUUUCCUGACCUUCUGUUUCUUUUCCUCCCUACAUCCCCUUUUAUCCCAAUCCCAUUUCUUGUCUUUUUUGUAUACUGCCCACUUUUCAGCAUCCCCACUUACCUAAUUCCCCGCACCCUUCUUCCCACUUUCAGUUUAUUCUAGUUCCUACCACAAUUUUUCAGUACUAUGUCUCAAUUCUCCCCACUUCUCAUAAAAUGGUAGAAAUGCAAAUGUUUAUCAGUCUUCCAGUUCAUGCGGUUAUUGGUGAAGUGGAAAUAUUGCAGCUGAGUAGUGCUUAUGAACGAGGGGUGGCAGUUAUUCAAAAUUAAUGUGAAGUAAAAUCCAUAACUUAUACUAUGGAUUAUGUUACAAAGUUCAUUUGAGAUUUAAACAUGUCAAAUUAUUAUGGCAUGUUGUCCUUGAAGUCUGUUGUUGAUCAUAGAUGGUGUUACCAAAGAAUUUUACUUGAAAAUAAUAACCUUUAAUAAUUCUUUAAUAACCUGGGUCUACUUGCUUGAACUGUAAUUAUCUUCCUUUUCAUCGUUGGCAAUAUGUUUCUCACCUGGAUCUUUCACAGCACUGAUAGGUACUGAAUUUGAAAGGGUAUUUAAAUAAUUUUGACUUUGUGUUCCUGUAUUCCAGCCUUUUAUUUAAACACCGUUAAUAGGUGAUUGUUUUUGUAACUGUGGUUGGUACCUUGUGCUGAAUAAACUGUAAAUAAUUUUAAACCUGGAAGCUGUGCAUAUUGUUCAAUUAUCUUGAAAAGGCAUUUUCUUUCAGAUUCACAACAUGUAUCUAUUAGUCUAAUUAUUUUUAAUUGUGUUACAGCCACAUAGGAAUUAGCCAAAUAAAGCCAUACAUUAAUAAAAAUUAAAACUUCUUAAUAAUAUCAAACCCACCCAUAGCCCUGUUUUAACAUUUGUCACAAAAUACCUUCAUAAGUCAGGCUUGAUGGGGGAUGGGUGGAGUUUCAAACCUAGUGGGGGAACACUUGCUUGAUCUUAAUAUUCUGUGAUGGGACACAGAAUACAAGCUGCUAAGACAGUCGGUCCCAAACCAUUUAGUGGUUUAAAGAUCAAAACCAGUUCUACUGGGAAAUACAUUGUACAUACUUAUGGCUCUCUGUGUGGAGCAGGUUGCUAUGCACAGAUCUGGUUAAUAUUACAACUCACUUUUUCAACUUUAUAUGUUGUGCUUUCCCAAUAAUCAUGAAAUCUGGAUUUAAAAGUAUUGUUAGCAUGAACAUAAUUGCUGUUUUGCAUUGAAGUUCUUGAGUGACAAUCAAAAUAUAGGAUGUCGUAUUGGAUCCCAUGAUCUUCAGUUACCUGUAUUUGUGCCAACGCAGAAAAAACAAAAUAAGCAGUACAGUAUUUCUAUGUCCAGACAUAUGACUGCUUGGCUGUUUUUACUCGUUUAAUAAAUGCAGUCAACAAUACCUCCACAGUAUUUUAAAUAGCAACUCCUUUCAGUUAUUUUUUACUGAUGAAAUACAAAACAUAAACUGAUACAUAAUUUAUUUUUUCCAUUAAACAUUUACAACUUAUUUAUAACAAAACUAUUCAGAAUUUUGCCAGAGUUUGCUGCAAUUCAGGCCAGAAUUUUGUUUUUAGCAGCAUGUCUUUCCAUGAAAACUAGGGUGUUGUAGGAUAGUCUCUGGGCAUCACUGACAUGCCUUUCUUAAUUUGUCCAUUAACCAUAAACUGCCUUGCAUAGCUCCCAUCAAACGUCAUACAAAAACAGUUUCCAAGCUAUGUUCUCUUAAGGGAACCGUAAGCUUCUGCAGCAAAUGUAAACAGCUAAUGAGAGUUCAUUUCAUACUCUCAUUAUGAAUCUGCCUCUGGGCGAGGAAAAGCUCCUUUCAAAGAUAACACUCAGCACAGAAAAUCCACUAAUUUGGGGUUAUUAUUUUAAUUUACUAAAUCUUUAUUGGCACAUUUUCGAAGCAAAAGGAAGAACAAGCAAGUAUAGGUCCUCUGCAUGGAGAAGAUGGAGAAAUGCUAUAGGGUCACAGAGAGAAGGCAGAAUUGCUUAACACCUGCUUUGCCUCUGUCUUCACCCAAAAGGAAAGCAAUGACCAACCCAGUGAUAACAGAAUAAACAAUGCAAGGAGGGAGCUGCAGCCCAAGAUAGGAAAAGAGUGGCAAGGGAACACUUAGUUACUAAAUGAAUUCAAAUCUCCAGUGCUUGAUGGGCUGCACUCAAGGGUAAUAAAAGAGCUUGCAGAUGUGAUCUCCAAGUCUCUGCCUAUAAUAAUUGAGAAAUUUGUAGAACAGGUGAGGUCUCUGCAGAUUCUCCCCAUCUUCAAAAAUGUGAGAAAAGAAGACCUGGUAUAUAGAUAGCAGUAAAGGGUUGGUCUUUGAGAAUUUAAGAAAUAGUGCUUUGAUUACUAAGACUUUGCAUGGGUUUCUAUAAACAAGUCAUGCCAGACAGAGUUAAAAGUGUGGUUGAUCAUGAGAAUGGUGGGGGCAUAGUGUAUCUUGUUUUCAGUAAGGCUUUUGACAUAGUGCCCCAUAAUAUUCUUGCAGGGAAGUUGGUGGAUUGUGGACUGGAUUGGGUGACUGUUAGGUGGAUUUGUAGCUGGUUGACUGAGUGAACCCGAAUGGUUCCUCAUCUUGGGGAAAAAGUGAAAAGUGGGAUGCAACAGCAUUGUUCAGUGUCUUUAUAAAUGACUUGGAUGAAGGAAUUGAGGGGAUGCUCAUCAAAUUUAUAGAUGACACCAAACUGGGAUGGGUAGCUGCAGAAGACAGAAUCAGGACUCAAGAUAAUCUUAACAGAUUAGAGAACUGGGCCAAAACUAACAAAAUGAAUUUCAGCAGGGACAAAUGCUGUGUUCUACAAUUAGGCAGCAAGAACCAGCUGCACAAAUAUAAGAUAGGGGAGUCCUGGCUUGCCAGUAGUGCAUGUGAAAUAGAUGACAAACUUAAUAGGAAUCCACAGUGUGAUGAAGCAGCAAAAGAAGUAUAGUGGCCAGAUCAAGGGAAGUCACAAUACCACACUAUUUUGCCUUGGUCAGACGACACCUAGAAUACCAUGGCCAGUUCUGGGUGCCAGAUUUAAGAAGGAUAUUGACAAACUGGUAGGUGGACAAAGUAGGGCAACCAAGAUUACCACAGGUCUGGAAACUAAGCCAUAUGAGGAAUGGUUGAGGGAGUUGGCUAUGUUUAGCCUGGAAAAGAGGAGACUGAGAGGAGAGAUGAUAGGCAUCUUCACAUAUUGAAAGGGAUACCACAUGGAAGAUGGGGGCAAACUUGUUUUCUCCUGCUCUGGAGGGUAGGACCUGAACCAAUGGCUUCAAGUUACAAGAAGAGGGAUUCUGACAAAACGCCAAGAAGAACUUUCUGACAGUAAGAGCUUUUUGACAGUACAACAGACUACCUUGAAAGGUGGUAUACUCCCCUUCCUUGGAAGUUUUUGAGCAAAAGUUGUAUGGCCACCUGUCAUGGAUGCUUUAGUUGAGAUUCCUGCAUUGCACGGUGUUGGACUAGAUUACCCUUGGGGUACCUUCUACUCUAUAAUUCUGUGUUUUCAUUAUGCACAUGGAUAUAAUAUUUAAUGCUGCAGUUAGGGGAGGUAAUUAUUGGUCCAAAAGGGGGGUAUUUUUGUAGUCAACUAAUCAUGCAGAAAGAAAUGGUUCUGGCCUUUAUCAGAUGCUAAAUGUAGUUUUGCAUGUUUAGAAAUAUCUGUUCUUCUUUGUACAAUAACACUGUACAGAAUGUGAGUCUGAGGCUGCACAGCAAUACAGACAAAUGUUUUGUGUAUUAUCCAAAUGUUCACCAUUUGGUAAUGGUGAUAUGGUUCUAUACAAACAAAGGUAGUGAGCAGCUACAGCAUGUGAGCAAUUUAAAAAUUUAGUCUGCAAUACAUUGCUGUAUUGUGAGGGGUUCUAAUUCAAAAACUGUUUUCCAUGGCAACCAUUGGGCAUUCUUAAUCUUAGCUGGAAACUAUAGCAGGGCACUUAUGGAAAGGAGAUCUUUUGGUGUGUAAGGGGAAACUGCUUAUUGGCUAGUGUAAAGCAUGCUUUUGGUUGUGUGUAUGCUCAAGCUGAUUUUAGUCAUAUGUCCUGGAGUGAGUGCAUAGGGAAUUACUGCUUUGCUUAUAGUGGGGCAAAUCCUGGUUUAUUUAACUUCCCUUUUUCUUUUAAAGCCAAAUAUAUUUGUAGUCCUGCUUGAAGCAGAGUGCGGUGGGGAAGCUUUUACUCUAAGAAUGAAAAAUGGUCAGUAAUGGUGAUAACCUUCCCAUGGUUAGGAUUUCCUGCUCUGUUUUUUUGUAAUUAUAAAAGGCAACCACUUUAUUGGAAUCUACAGUGUAUUCCUUUACAGGUUGUGUGAUAUCACAGUAUGGCAUAGGUCAACUAAUUAUCUCCCAUUGCUGUAUUUCAGCAUAAUGAAUACACAUUUAGAUCUCCAGCAUCUCUGGUAUUUAGAAGUCUUGAAGAUAUUAUCUGUUAAAAUCCCUUAGCACUUUUCUCUCCCAAAAUAGCCACCUGAGCAUGCUUGUGGUCAAAGCAACUUAGGGCAGGCAUUGCAUGCUUGCAUAAUUGUUCGACCUAUGCAAGGGAUCAGAUAUGUACAAACCUGCUUUAGUAACCUGAUACAGUUGUUUGAGCUGCCAGUACAGUUUGUGGAUUUGGAUCAUAUUUUGAAAUGCAUCCUUUUAUUUGUAGGAAAAUGGUGUAUUUUCAUACAACCAGUCCUCCGCGAGAAAUGAAUGCUUUCCUGUAUUCUUAUUUUUGUUAUGAAAUGGGAAGUAACUGAUUUCUACUCUGAACUGUUGUUUAGUUAGACAAUUGCAAAGAGCAAUAUUUCUUAAAUGCCUUAAAUGCCUAGUUCUGAAGUUCAUCUCAAUUAGAAUUUGUGUGCACAAUAUUCUUAUUUAAUAUGCAGUAUGUGUGACUAGGACCAGUUCAAAUGAUUAUAUUGGCUUUAUAAUAAAAGAUAACGAACAAUAUCAUUGAUUUUCUGUAAAUUGUUGUGAGACAUAUAGUGAAAAGCAGGAUUAAGUGCUAAACAAACAAGCCCGUACCCCAUGCACUGAGCCCCUUUGUUCAUCCGUUUGCAAUGUAAGCAAUCAAACCAGGAAGCACCUAAUGAACCAUAGUGCCCUCGGAAACUAGGCUUACGAGCUUUGGAACAAGCUAAGACAGUUAACCCACUUAAAGUAUGGUUUAAUAUUCUAGCUUGUUUCAAAUGUGGUGACCAUAAUUUUUUGGGUUUGCUUAUGCUGCAGAGGGAGGAGCAAAUAAGCUGAGUGUUUGGGCAAAGUCUCAUAUUUAUUACUACUAUAAUAAUUAUAUAUUUAUUUAUAUCCCACCUUUUCCUCUAAUGGUACUCAAGAUGACUUACAGCUAAAAAUAAGAGUCGCUUAUUUCAUCUUAAACUCAUAAAGGAUUGUCUGAAUGUAACCAGUAUUCCACAGAGAAGUAAUGACUGAGUAGUGCUUACUGUUGUAACGCUGAGGUAACUGUCAUAUAUUAAAACUUACUUUCUGAAGCAGAAAAUUGAUGAACUAAAUGGUGAAAAUUAUGGCUGUAUAUGACUUCCAGAUAUGAAAUUUGAUCAUUUAAUUUAGACUGUCACUUUAAAAAAAAACAACCAUAAGAAAAUCAAAUCUGCAUCCAAAUAAUUUGAUGUUGCUGAGGAAUUUAAGAUUCCAAGUUGUAUGAUACUUCAUAAGUGGAAAUAAGUUUGUUUUUCACAUUGGUUGCAAUUCAAUAUGUAUAUCAGUAAAAUGUGUUAUAUGCAUAAAUUCUCAGGUGUGGAUUUUUUAGUUGGCUCAACCAGGCUUUCAUACUAAGACGUGACAAGAGAUCAGCUGUGAUUUUGAACAUUGCUAUUUACAUUGCUUUACUUUUUUUCAAAUAGUUAAAGUCCCUCGUAAUUUUCGCUUGUUGGAAGAACUUGAAGAAGGUCAGAAAGGAGUAGGAGAUGGUACAGUAAGCUGGGGCCUCGAAGAUGACGAAGACAUGACACUUACAAGGUGGACGGGCAUGAUUAUUGGACCACCAAGGGUCAGUACUAUAAGUUAAAUCUUCAUUUAGCGGAACUUUUCAGACAUUUGCAAUGCAUGGUUGUUAACUAUGGGUUAUGCUAUGGGGUGAAUCAACUAAGUCAAAGAGUAGACUCAUCAAUUUCAGGGGAUUAUUCUGAGAACUAUAUAACUUAAUUGGAUUCAGCCCAAAGAUUGAUGAAUAUCAUAAUUCAAUUAGGAAUCUUAUAAGCUAUAACAGAAGUUAGCCCUAUAGCUAACCUUGCUUUUUCACAAUUGGUAACAAUCAUAGAAAGGUGUGGAAUGGUUUCUUAUAGGCCCAGGUCAAUAUGGGGGCCACAUAAUUGUAACAUUAAGGACAAUGGUAUUUUUUUUUACAUUUUAUUGAAUACUAUCAAAUCUGUAUUCAGAUGACAGUGUCUCAUGGUGACUUCUGCUCAAGUUGAAGUGUUCCAAAUGCAUAUUCAGUAGUAUGCAAUUGUGGCCCAGCACAGAUGCAUAGUUCUGUUGUGUGCAUUCAAACAACACAUUGAUGAUAUUAGCUAUCCCUCAUUAAACAAUAAUUUCAGCUCUGCCAAGAAACAGUUUGGACCUUUAGAAACAUGAGAUGUUCUAUUUUGGUUUUUAACUUAUAAUAUACCACUUCAGUGUGUGCCUGUUAGUCACACUGAGCUUAUGGCACCAAAUAUUCUCCCUUCCUUUAGUUUUAUGUGUGCUUGUGUGUGCAGGGAUAACAAACAAAGUAACUUGAUGUGGAUGGUGACAAUUGACAUGGCUAUCCAGUGUACACAGAGUUCUGUUGCCUUCCCCUCCUUUCCCUUUAAGACCUGCAUGUUGGCAGCAGAGCCUGGUAUCAUGCUAGUCACAUCUCAUUUGUUUUGUAUUAUAACCCCAGGAUCUACUCCCAGCAGCUUAGUGUGAAAGAGAUUCAGCCAUUAAUAAAGAACCCAGUAUGCCCUAAUGACAUUCUGAACCUUUCAAAUUUGUUUUCAGUACUGGAACUGAACUGAGCUCAGUUUUUAACACAAGUCCAUGCCUGAUUAGAUUUCAGCAGCCUACUGUAGGUGGGAAAAGUAUUUUUAUUUUAUUUUAUGCUGUUAGGAGGCAGAAGCCUUUGCCAAUCUAUUGCAAAUUAGCUAGAGAUCCACCAGUUAAAGCCUGGUCUACCUUCUCUCCACCCCUUCCAUAAGCCAACAAUCGGCUCUGGCUUUCCCUUUGAACCUUGGCUUGAGAAGGUUGGAGUACCAGCAACAUCUGGAUCACUUCAGGAUACUGUGGCUUUUUGGCUUGGCUGCUCUUGCCAUGCACUCCAAAGGCAGCCCCUACCCUUGCAUUACACCAGACACAAUUAGUCUUUGAAAAUCAGGUAUCUGCAUAUUGUAUGGCUGACAUAUUGCUAAGGGUGGCGCUGUGGGUAAAACCUCAGUGCCUAGGACUUGUCGAUCGCAUGGUCGGCGGUUCGAAUCCCCGCGGCGGGGUGAGCUCCCGUCGUUCGGUCCCAGCUCCUGCCCACCUAGCAGUUCGAAAGCACAAUUAAGUGCAAGUAGAUAAAUAGGUACCGCUUUAUAGCGGGGAGGUAAACGGUGUUCCGUGUGCUGCUCUGGUGCCAGUUCGCCAGAGCAGCUUCGUCACGCUGCCCACGUGACCCGGAAGUGUCUGCGGACAGCGCUGGCUCCCGGCCUCUAGAGUGAGAUGAGCACACAACCCUAGAGUUUGUCAAGACUGGCCCGUACGGGCAGGGGUACCUUUACCUUUACCUAAUAGGAGUAUUCUGGGCAUCCAGGAAUUGGACAGAAAUAUAAUUGCUUUCUGCCCCUAGGCAAAGUUAAGAUUGAUUGUAUUUCUUUGCCGCUUUACAUUCAAAUGAAUCGCAAAGUGGCUUAUAAGCAAUUAAUAUCAAUAACAUGAUAGAGCAUAAUAGAACAACAUAAGUACAGCAUAAAUCAUAUAAAAUAAUUAUCAAACCAAUAUACCAUUACAGUCUAUACAACACUAUUAACAAAGCAGCAACUAAAAAAUAAGGUAAACAUCACAAUUACAGCAAAAGUCAUAUGAUUAACAAAUCAAUUUGUCAUUUAUAAUCUAUAAAUAGCAGCUAAAAAAUAAGCUAAGCACUGUUAAGUUCAUACACAGACUCUCCACACCCCUAUGACUCAUAGUAUUGCAUUCUAUUCAGUUCAUUAAAAUAAACACAAUGCCUGUUGCUAAGCCAGCUCAGCUAGAUGCUGCACUUGAUGGGGUUUUCGGUUAGUGAGCCAUGGUGCAGAUGGUGGUUUUUCGGACCUACCACUGGUGGUAAGGCGGAAGUUGGCUUUGGGUAGCCCACCCAGGCGCCUUUAGUAAGAAAACGGGUUAGAUUACCUGACUGGUUCAGCCAUUUGGUAUGAAUGGUAGCCUUGAAAAUAGGGCUAUGCCUGCAGUAACUUGUUUUACUGGCUUCCGUGAUUCUAGCAUAGAGUAUAUACCAAGUUUUCUGGAUAGCAAAGAAUAGGGUUAGAAAAACUUAUUCUUCGCACAGUUACACACAAAAUUGUAUGAUCUGCCACAAUUUUCAGACAUAGCUAGAUGCUGAGCUUUCUCUUGUAGAUUCAACCUGCAUUAUACUUUGGCCAAAUGUGUGUCUUUUUAUUUUUUAUUAAUCUGCCAGUUUUGCAAACAGAGGACUUCUUCACUUGUGUUUCUCCUUAGGAUGUUCUUAUCUUCUGGCACUUGCACUUCAUUUUCUUCAAUUCCUGAGGAAUUGGAGUGAACUCUUCUCCCCUCACCCUCAUAUAGUUUUCAGUGCAUAUGUGUGUUUCUAGGUAGCACGGGGGCGGGGGGGACAUACCCAAGGAGUAAAAUACAAGAAAUCAUGGGAACAUUGGUAGGAAGAGGUCAUGGUGAACUGCAAAUUUGGAGGAAGCUGCUAUAAGCCAAGAGUAAAAUUCUGACCAAAGAUAGAGAGGAUUUGGUACUAAUAUUAGGACUGGUUUCCUUUUAUUUUAGUUUUGAAGAUCAUUUAUAAAAUUAGCAGCAUUGUUGUGGAGCAGCAUCAAUCAUUGUUUCUGCUUCAGCAUCACACAUACUGAAUGUCUUAAAGUUAGUAUCAAUUUGAAUUUGUUUUGAUCCCAUUUUACUGUAGUUGCAUUAAUUAUAUGUAGAGACUGAGAGCAGCUAGGGCAAGGCAAUUCUAGUUCUGUUUCCCCAAAACUGACCUGUCAAUGUGCUUACUUAAACAUCUUUGACACAGUAGUCAAAGCUUAGGCAAAUCUGCCUUUUCUGAGAAAAGGGGAUCCCAGCAAUGAUAGGAUUUGAGGGUGUUCUGGUCAGUGUUGUGGAAGGAAUAGUAAAUAUUCCUGGAACUCAGUCUAAAUCUAGCUAAAUGGUAAGAAGCAGUCUGGGUAAGUGAUGAGAAAUUAUAUACUAAAAUUCUGUGGGCAGCUUCUGUCUUCUCUGAAGAUGAAGGGAUAGGGCAUCUAUGGGAUAGGGAAAGGUUUUAAUUUAGUUAGUUUGGAUGGUCACUGAGCACUGAGCCCAGUAGGUUUUUGAGCAGCGGUAGUGAAUCUCGGGCCCUCCAAGACUCUCUGGACCUUGGAACCUUCCCUUGUCCACAUCCCUCACCAACACUUCUUGUGUGCUUCUCAAGUGCUGUUGCCUGAGGGGGGGAUGUAUGUUUGAAUUGUGAUAAUGGCUCUUGCUUGCCUGGAUAGAGGUUGGUGUUUGGGUGUGUAGAAAGCUGACUUUUGCAUGGCUGAAAUGUAAUCUACUGAAAGGGGUAACGAGUCACAGCCACUGCUCUGCUGACUUUUGCCUACAUUCCCACUCAGUUUUGCAUCUGGGUGCAUGCACCAUUGACAUGUUGCCUGCCUCCCAAGGUUGCCCAUGAGAGAAUGUGGCCUUCAUGGAGAGAGAGGUUCUUCACCCCAAUGUAGAACAUUCAUGAAGGGAAUUCUCAAAUCUAUAUUGUCUCUCCCCCGGCAAAAAAAACCUACGGUAUAUGCAGUUUCAUUUAAAACAGUUCUGUGUCACCUUCCUACUGCGAAGCCUUCAAGGUGACCUAUAAAAAUUCAAAUGCAACCAUAAUGGAACCCACAACAAAAUUACCAUUUAUGAAUUAUACCCAGUUGUGCCUGUCUGUGUGUGGAAUGCUUGCCCAACAGGACUUCCUCAUUCUUCCAUUCCUCCUGCAGCCUCUCACACUUCCAUUUCGCUGCUUCUGCUUGUUUCAGUUUUUAAGCAAUCAAGAUGAAAUUGCACUGUCUGAUUACUAGAGUGACCCCUGGUCACAAUUUUCCCAGAUUAAUUUGAUAUGCAUAUUUGUUCGGAGUGUUCAGUAAUUGGAGUACUUCAUCCACACUGAGAUCAGAAUGAGUCAUAAGGUAGUUUUGACAAUGCCAUAUAGUACACAAUUCAGAUUCUUCAGUAACUAAUAAACUAGAACGUAAUUUUAAUUUUAAUGAUAAGCCACUUUACUCAGUGAAAUAAUAAAAGAGUUAAAUAUUGUUUUUAGGGCUGACAGGUGUUGUGAAGGAACCAACAUUGUAUUUCAGAUCAGGGAGAUGCCUUGAGUGGGGUCGUUGUGAACUAGGUAUGUAUAUACAGGCCCAGGAUCCACAAGGCUACUGCAACACAUGUGGAAAGUAGGAGGAGAUAGGUUCUCAUAUGUGUAAGGGAAGAAGCUUCUUAAUUGCAUGGGUGAUGUUUUUUGGAAGGUCUUUCCACUAUUAUGGGUAUUGGGCUUCUUUACUCAAGCACAGUUCAGUUUGGAAAGCAAGCGUGAUUACCUUCCUCUUUAUCUCAGCAACUACUAGAUGCAGAAGCCUAUGAAGCCUAUCCUAAGUUCUGUCGCUUCCUUCCUCCCAAUUUUGGUUUGUUGCAAAGUUCUGUUUGAGGUUACUGGCUGCCUUCUGCCACCUUUCUUCUGCGUUUACAUGUAUAUAUUUCUCACAGUUUCUCUAUUAAAAAUGGAUCCUUUGAAUGAUGGUGGCAUUGAGGUUGGCUGUUUUGUGAGUAUUAAGGGGAAGAUACAUCUAGGUUUUUCAUUUUAUAAAAAUCUUUGGGCAAGAAACCUGAAAUAAUGGUUACCAGGUGAAGGGAGAAAAUCUGCCAUGAAAUGAUAACACCAGUUUCUUCUUGCUAAGUCUUAGUUAAGCUGAACCUCCUUUGUUGCUUUAGUAUUAUAAGAUAUUUAUUUGACCCAAUCCUGCUAGUGUUAUCUACGUAUCUCUAGAUGGCUGGAGAACUGGGGAUAUAUACAAGCCAUGUUCUUCAGCUAGUCUGCAUUAAAAUAUUAAAAUUUCACCAGUCAGCUGUUAGGAGAGAGCAGGAAGCUGAAUUUACCUGCUACCCCUCUUUCCUGCCAAACAGCUGGUCAGCAGAAUCUUACCAAUUUUGAAACAGCUCUGCACACAAUCCUUGAGAUGGGGAUGACUGACUUUGUUUCAGUAUUGUUAUUUGGAAUGCAUAUUAGCUUUCAGUAUGAUUAAUUCUUUUUUUCCCUCCUCUGUUUACUAGACAAAUUAUGAAAACAGAAUAUACAGCUUGAAAGUAGAGUGUGGGCCUAAAUAUCCAGAAGCACCUCCAACAGUUAGAUUCGUAACUAAAAUUAAUAUGAAUGGAAUAAAUAAUUCCAAUGGAAUGGUAAGAUGGAAUGCAAGAUGAUCAAGCCAGUUUAUUUUUUGCAGAAAAGCUGAUAAGGAUUCUGUUUCUUUUUUUGUAAAUUGUGCUGUCAUAUUAUGUGUUGGUGGUACCUAUGGUCAAGGGGUUGCAUCCACAUUUAGUCAUUUUUAGAGCAGACCCAUUGAAAUUAGUGAAACUUAAGUUUGUCAUGAUGACUUUGCCCCAUUGAUUUCAGUGGGGUUUAUUCUGACCAAGUCUGGAUCCAUACCAAAGUUAUAAAGUCACAGUAAAAACAAGAGGCUUAAUCAAUUUUAUGUGGUGUGAAAUAGUUAAAGGAAUGGAAAGCAUUUUUUAAAAAUUGUGACUGCCAACAUUAUCAACUUCUUACAUUAGUAAACAUUUUGUGUAUAGGAACGUGCCAAAGCCACAAAUCUCUUUCUCUGUGUAGGAGAUUCAUCUAGGAAAUGUGUAAUGUUUGGCAUGCCCUUGGGUCCACAUAUUAUAAUUUUACAAUUGGAGCCAUAAUUUGGAGUACUGCAAAUUAAAGGAAAUCUAUUCAUCAAUUAUAGUUUGCCUUUGCUGUCAUGUUAAAUAAUUAAAUUUUACAAACUUAGUCCUUUUAGCUCCCAUUUUUCUAUUAUGAUCAAUCCAACUAAAGCUGCAGAAGUUGCCCAGUGAAAAUGACUCUUUGAGUCUCUCUCAGUCAAGUACAGGAAUAAAUUUAAAGCAACAGCACAUCUGUUGUCUGUGCUUGCUCUGUAUCAGUUGUGUUGGUUUCUCCCCCAGUUGAGUAGGCCAUUGAUUUCUGUGUAAUGGACUGAAAAUCCAUUAAAUGGGAGCUGUAGACUUGCAAGUAGGUUGCUGAUUUGUGAGUGAACAGUCAGGUAAAAACUGAACUGAUGAAUCCCAAACAAACUUAAAGUUAUAUUGGAAUUUUUUUAGGAAGAACUGUGAUCUAGCUCUAAAAUAUUCUGUAUGGAUCAGGGGUGGCUAACAUUUUUGGGGGUUUGUGUGUCAUCCAAGAUCUACAUUUGCUCUUGGCCAACACUCUGGAGGCUGAAUGUCAGCAGGUGGUGUGGCUGCUCACACUCACACAUGCAUGCACAAAUGUACAGGGCCCACUGCUCCUGUGGGUCUGAUUCGUGCCAUCUGAUUGAGAAAGGGCUCUCUUGCCCCUUCCCUGCUCAUCAGAUGAUUGAGACUACUGUGAGACUGCUGGGGUGGGCAGAGAGGUUUACCCAUCCUCCGCAGCCCCUUGUCACAUUUAUUUUUAUUUUUAAUUAUGGACUUGGCAAUGUGGGGGACAGCGGCAGAAAUUUACUUGGUGGCCAGUGGCUAGCCACCCUCAAUACAGACCCUCUAUAGAAUGUCCUGUAGUAUAAAAAUUCAUUGUGGAAGUACUGUGAGAUCUUGACUGUUGUAUAUCCCAGACCUAUAAACACAUUUUCUGGGGUUGCUUUUUUUUCAUGGCCUUUAGGGGUUUCAUACAUUCUUUACUUAUUAAAGAAACAGUAUUCUUUGUUACCUUGCUGAUUCAUCACAAUAGUUUCUGUUUUAUAUUCCAACAGCUGCAAGUGUAUAUUCUAAGCUCCUUGAAUUGUAUCCAAACUCAAAUUAUUCAUAAGAGACAGAAUAGUUGGCCUGUUUUUCUAAGGAUGAAUUCAUAGAGAGGUUAAAUCGCUUCCGCUCUAUCCAAUAAUUAAUUAGUUGAUGCAUGCUGACAUUUACAUGUUUCUGUUGACUAUGUUGCUAAGCUAAAAUGGUCAGUUUUUACUAACCUAUCCAUGAGAUAUGACAAAACAUUAUUUUCACCUGCCUUCCUCCUCUUGAAUUGUUUAACAGGAGAUGCCAAAUGUUUUGAAAACUUUCCCUGAAUAGCUAUAAAAACUAAAAAAUCUUCAAAAGGAGCCACAAAUUCUCAUCCUUGACAUUUGUAUCCAUAGUGGUUUAUGAUGAGUCACAGUGAUAAUUAAGGCCUCAAUCCUACCACUUCUGUACUAGUGCAGCUAGUGUUAGCACCAGACCAUAAGAGCAGGUGGCUGGUGUUUAGGUUGUCUGAAAACUCAAUGCAAGCAUGCUACUACAGUUAUGGAAUUGGUUAUUUUAUGUGCCUUACUUAAAUGUACACUUUCUUUCCUUACAGGUGGAUGCACGAAGCAUACCAGUGUUAGCAAAAUGGCAAAAUUCUUAUAGCAUUAAAGUUGUACUUCAAGAGCUAAGGCGUCUAAUGAUGUCCAAAGAAAAUAUGAAGCUUCCACAACCUCCAGAAGGACAAACUUAUAACAAUUAAUUUUAGCUGAAUCCCAAACUUGUCUUAAACAACUUCUACUUAUGUUUAAUGUCUUGAUUCAAUCUCACAAUGCAAACCACCCACACAUUAAGAGUUUCUGCUGGUGUACGUGAUCUGGACAUUUGAAAGAAUAUAUAUAUGUAUAUGUAUGCCCCAUAUGUUUUCAGGCACAAGCAGAGAAAAAAAAAGGCAGCACAAUUAUUUUUCCUCUUUACCAAGGCACUAUAAUUUUAAGCAUAAACCUGAAGUAGCCUAAAAUUGGAGCUCCGGUGUUUCAAGACGAAAGCAUGACAGGAAGUGUCAGGUUGCUGUGGAAUAAUGUUUCAGAAAACUUUUUCUCAAGAAGAAAAAAAACAAAUGGCAUGCUUUAUCCAUCUUGCUUUAGUAAAAGAGCUGCAGAUAAAAUUGUUUCAGUAGCAGGUACUGCAAAUACCAUUGCUCAACUUGUUUAAUUUUUGCAAAGGUGUGGGUGCUGACUGCUAGUAGUGUCACAGAAUACGGUCAGGAUUGUUUUGAUACUUGUAUUUAUAAAAUGGGGAAAUGAUUUUCUUUUAAGCGGCUCCUGUGUGUUACAUGUAAUGGACAUUGCAAAUAUUUGUUUACAGUCUUUGUUCUAAUAAACCAUGCAUUUAAGUUUUAGUGAAGCAAAACAAAAAAGGAAAAUAGGUGUAUGGAUAUGUGAUUGAGAAUAAAAUUAGUCUUCAAAUGUAAAUAAAAUGUGGAAAGUAUUUGAGGCUGUGCUUAUCUCUCUGUUUAAGUUGUGCCAGUAGUACCUUGCAGCACUAAGAGGUCAGAUGUUGCUCCUAAUCUAUGGCAGUGUUCCACUCACUUACUUUAUAUCUUAGGCUGUUGAAGUGAUUUCAGCCAAGCCAGAUCCUUAGUCUAGGCACAAGUUAGGUUCUACAUGUGUAAUACUUUUUAAGACAAAACACAAAAUAUUGAUGACAGAAUGGAUAUCCAGUUGUAACUUUACUGCUUUCAUAACUGCUCAUGCCCAUGUAUUUCAUAUUAUUGCGAUGCUUUAUUGCUUUUUUUAAAAGCAGGUUUGCUAUUAAAAACGAUGGGUUAUAUUCCACAGUGUCACUUAGGCUGACACUACAACUUCUGUUAGUUGAAUGAUUAGGGGAGCAAUUUUGGGCUUGGUUAGGGACCCUCCAAAUCAGAUGUAGGGGGAACACAUGAAGCGUCAGGGGGAAAUCACUGAAAAUUGCUUCUCCUUAUUCCAAUGACUGAAGCCUUAUACUCAGCUAUCAAAUACAACCCUGUGAGAAUAGGAGAAAAGAAAACUGUUGGUAAGCAUUUCAGUGCUAUCUUAAAGUACUUUGGUGUUGCUGCUAGAAGGUUCGGGAGGUUUAGAGGAGCAGGAUUGCAGUUCUUGGAUUGGCUGCCCUAAAAUAAUCAUUUAAAAAAUAUAUCCAGUUGCAUGGACAGGUGCACAGAUGACCUCUCUUCAGCAAAAAGAACAUACCAGUGGAAGGCUGCAGUGUGGAUAAUUUGCAAGAGAAGACCCUUUUAGAAUGAAAAGUUACCUGGAGCUUGCAUAUAUACACUUGCUAGGCAUGCUGUGGUCACUGUAUUGACCAGUCUCUGCAUUAUGAGUGCAAUCUUUUCCCUUCCUUGAGCCAUUAGAAUAGGUGUGGGAGACCUUUGACUCAUGGGCAAACUUGGCCCUCUAGGUCUCCUCUCCUCGUGUAACUGACAUUACUGCAAAGGGAUAAUCAAGCUUAAAGUGAGCUCCUGAUUAUUCAUUUGCUGGAGCAAGAUAUGUUCCCAUCAUUGUGAGCUCAUGGGUAAGGGGAACGCAGCUCUGAUAGCACCAAGCUAGACCUUUCCAUGUUAGCAGUUUCAAAGGAAACAACUUGAGUGUUGUUGGAAUAAAUUGCCCCCUCCUUUCACUUCCCCAUCAUCGCACCUCAGCCUUUUGAGAGCACCCCAGUUCUUCCUGCCAAUGAAUUGCUGCCUGUAAUCCUGUUUUGAAGCUUUUAACAAAGCAAUAAAAUGGUCUGGGACCCAUCCUCUGGUAUCACCUGUUACCUGCUCCUGUGCCUAUACAUAUGCACAUGUGAACCUGCAUCUUACAGGCAUGUUCAGUUGGGGGGAUCUUUACUAGAGGUGAUCUACAUCUACUGUGGCUUGAACCAUUAGUAAAGAAAAAGCAAGAUGGUUGUAAGUUACACAGGCUACCCCAUGGCCUGGACCAUAAGCUGAAACACUUCCUAUCACAGAAUGCUAUUGCAGCUAGUAGUCACUUCUGAAAAUUAGGGAAACUCAAAUGGGUUGCUCUUGAGUCCUGCUUUUGGGAUUUUCAUAGGCACCCAUAGGCUAUAUCCAGCUGGACUCUUCUUGUGUUCCUAUGAGAGCUUUCCUUACAUGGAUUAUGUUGUGUAGUCAUUUAGUCGUGUCCAACUCUUCGUGACCCCAUGGACCAGAGCACACCAGGCACUCCUGUCUUCCGCUGCCUCCCGCAGUUUAGUCAAACUCGUGCUGGUAGCUUCGAGAACACUGUCCAACCAUCUCGUCCUCUGUCGUCCCCUUCUCCUUGUGCCCUCCAUCUUUCCCAAAAUCAGGGGCUUUUCCAGGGAGUCUUCUCUUCUCAUGAGGUGGCCAAAGUAUUGGAGCCUCAACUUCACGAUCUGUCCUUCCAGUGAGCACUCAGGGCUGAUUUCCUUAAGAAUGGAUAGGUUUGAUCUUGCAGUCCAUGGAACUCUCAAGAGUCUCUUCCAGCACCAUAAUUCAAAAGCAUCAAUUAUAGGUGGGCACUAAGGAGCCAGACUGUAUGCAGUGGAGGUCUAAAGCCACCAGGGGGAGAAGCUCAAAUGGAAAUAACAGAUUUUGUGUAUGUAGAGAUCAGGAAAAUGAGAAAGGCACAGAGAAGAAGCAAGAUCCUACAAUUACCUGUCCUGUGGGAUGAAGGGCAGAGAGAAGUCUGAAUUUCACUGUGACUUAUACAUGCACUGUCAUGACUAGAUUAAGAGUUAUUGGCAAAGGCUAAGCAGUGGAGGGCUAAUCUUCCUGGAUGUCUGAUGCAUUCAGUUUUCUAGGCUCAAGCUAUUGAUAAGGUGGUUGAAGAUAAGGUAGCAUUUGUAGGUCAUCCUUGAGCUAAAUCUGCUCAACUCUGGGUUCUUUGGGACCCUCCAAAAAAGUUCAAAAAUUUUAAAAAGGGUUUUGGGGGCAAUAAUGGUAAUUUGUGCUGUUUGAAAUAGUUCUGACUGACCUGAAGAGAAAACUAACUGCUGAGAAGCAAAGGAAUGGAGCAGGGAGGCAGGGGUGUAAGGGGCCUAGCUUGGUUGAAGAAGUCUCGCUUCUGCAAGUAUCUAUGGAGUGAGCGCAAGCUUGGAAAAGGAUGGUGCAGAAAACACUUCUGGAGGAUCUCCAAAACGUAGAUCAGUGUCCUGGGUAGGAUGCUGAACAAUGUGGGAACUGAGAGGUGCCUAAUUAUAGGAAUUAAGCUUCCUAACUGGCAUUAAAUAAAUAAUGCCAGUUAUUUAUAUAUAAAUAAAACAAAUUAGCUCCAACGCAAAGACCAGGGCAGGACUGGACAGAAGGGACUUUUAAAAGAUACAAGUAGUAAAUUGUCAACAAGUCAAUCACAUGUCACAGCCAGGUGAUUAGAAAUGUUUCAGAGGAAAUGCAUAUUUAGAGACUUAAUCCAGUUACAGGGGAAGAUGUCCGGUGGAGGAUGCCUCUUUCUAGGUUCUUAGUAAGAAAUAAGAGUGUUUGCAUUAGAUACAGAAGUUCAGGAUAUAUAAUUAACCUUUUUGCCAUUAAUUUUAUGACUUGUGCAAAGGCUGUUUGAGAAUUGAAUUACCGUAAGCCGCUACAGCUUCCCCUCAUGGGACUGACCUUAUACCACUGUCUCUGUUUAUUUGCAAUAGUACUGCACUCUUUUACACAGAACAAAGCCAAAAUAAAUGUUUAGUUUCAGGGCAUAUGCAGAGUUCCAGUUGAAGUGAUAUUCUUGGCAAUGUGCCACUACCAGCUUUCAUGUUUCUGCAACCUCUUUAUUGUGUUCUAAUCGUAUUAAAUAUCACCCCAGUACUUAUUAGUAAAUGAUUUUAAAGCU